Syngnathus typhle (broad-nosed pipefish) is the source of this 2918-nucleotide messenger RNA. RefSeq names its product glutathione synthetase-like. Gene Ontology annotation, cellular component: cytosol. The transcript is spliced from 14 exons. Gene Ontology annotation, molecular function: ATP binding; glutathione synthase activity; glutathione binding. NCBI's taxonomy places the organism in Eukaryota, Metazoa, Chordata, Actinopteri, Syngnathiformes, Syngnathidae. The record is from RefSeq and is a predicted model, not a curated record. Gene Ontology annotation, biological process: glutathione biosynthetic process. The coding region runs from base 943 to 2370 and encodes 475 amino acids.
UAAUGCAAUGUAUUCUCAAAUUUUGAUAUAAUUUGAUUAUUAUUAAUCAGUAUCUUAUCUACUUUUCCAUCCAUCCAUCCAUCCAUCCAUCCAUCCAUCCAUCCAUCCAUCCAUCCAUCCAUCCAUCCAUCCAUCCAUCCAUCCAUCCAUCCAUCCAUCCAUCCAUCCAUCCAUUUCCUGUACCGCUAUGUCCCCACGGGGGUCGCGGGUGUGCUGGAGCCUAUCCCAGCGGUCAUCGGGCAGUAGGCGGGGGACACCCUGAACCGGUUGCCAGCCAAUCGCAGGGCACACAGAGACAAACAACCAUACGCACUCGCACUCACACCUAGGGACAAUUUGGAGUGCUCAAUCGGCCUACCAAGCAUGUUUUUGGGAUGUGGGAGGAAACCGGAGUGCCCGGAGCAAACCCACGCGGGCCCGGGGAGAACAUGCAAACUCCACUGUGUGUGUGUGUGUGUGUGUGUGUGUGAGAGAGGAAGGGAUGGGGUGAUGUUCAUGUGUGCUCAUGUGUAUGAUGUGGCUCUUUGCGGUAACACUGUAAAAAAUGUGGCUUUUAGUCUCUGACUGGUUGGCCACCCAUGGACUGUAGCCUUGGUUAAAUAAAAAUAUUUCAAACAAACUCAGGAAAAAAACCUUGUUUAGUGGAUACUGCAAUCUACUUCACUUUUACUUUCACUUUCAAAUUGACUUCACUUUAACUUUUACUUUCACUUUCAAAUUGACUACACAAAGACCGUUUGAACCUUAAUGACUAGCUCAGAAACCGUAGUGCAAGUGAUUCCUUUUCCUUGACUAAAGGCAUUUGAUAAGAAGUCGGAACAGCACUCCAUUGUGACCACAAAGACAGCAAUCGUCGCCUGGGCAUCCUGGAAGGGGGAUCCUCCCAUCUGUGGUGCCUUCUCAAGGUGUCUCAUUUUUCCCCAAUCUUAACUCUCCAUCAAAAUGGCUAACAGGGUACGAAAUGAGUUACUGAUGAACACAACCCUAAUUGAUGAACUGGUAGAAGUGGUAAAAGAAUCAGCAUUUACAUAUGGCUCCCUUGUGAGGCUUAGAAAAUCCCCCAACUCAUCAGAGGAGGUGACGUAUGCUCCUAUCACUCUCUUCCCUACGCCAGUACCAAGAGCUCUUUUCCUCCAAGGCAUGGCAGUGCAAAUUCACUACAACACACUGAUGAAUAAGAUCAGCCAGGAUCCUGACUUCUUGGAAGAGGCUCUUGUCAGCACCAUGACUGUGGAUGAUUUUACUGCAAGACUGUUCGAGAUACAUCGGCAGGUCCUUAAAAAAGGAAGGUUGCAGACAGUUGUGUUGGGUCUGAACCGGUCAGACUACAUGUGGGAGCAGGAGAAUGGACACACAUCUCUGAAACAGAUCGAGAUCAAUACCUUUGCUGCUGCUGCUGGAGGCGUGGCUUCUCGCAUUUCUGAUGUACACAGACACAUUCUUCAGGUGGCUGGCCAGCUGGAGGAGAGCCAGCGCAUCAUCGACAACAAUCCUGCAUUGGGUCAGGCCAAAGCUGUGGCCAAGGCCUGGGAACUCUAUGGAUCAAAGAGAGCGGUUGUCAUGUUUGUGGUGGAGGAGAACCAGAUCAAUAUUCUGGAUCAACGAAUAAUUGAGAAUGAGCUGUGGAAAGGGAAUAUUACCACCAUACGAAAGCGUUUUGAGGAUAUCUCUGAAUCUGGACGCCUAGAUGAGGACAAGAGACUAUUUGUUGAUCAUCAGGAAGUUGCAGUGGUGUACUUCAGGAACGGUUAUAUGCCUCAGCACUACAAGUCUGAAAAGGCAUGGGAUGCUCGCCUGAUGAUGGAGUGCUCCUUGGCUGUGAAAUGUCCGGACAUCAGCACUCACUUGGCUGGAACCAAGAAGGUCCAGCAGGUGCUUGCCCAGCCAGGUGUUCUGGAACGAUUCUUUCCCGACCAGCCGCAAGUAGUGGAGCAAAUUAGGGCCACCUUUACUGGCCUCUACUCUCUGGACAUGGGAGCAGAAGGGGACAAAGCGGUAGAAAUGGCUUUGGCUGCACCGGAUCGGUUUGUCCUGAAGCCUCAGCGAGAGGGAGGAGGAAACAAUAUUUACGGACAAGAGAUCUGUGAGGUUCUUGGCAAAGUGAAGAGCAGUGCAGCGAGAAUGGCCUAUAUACUGAUGGAUAAAAUCCAGCCCGGGUCUUCACUGAACUACCUGCUGAGAUUGGGCAGGCCCCUCAAAAUUAGUAAUUGUGUUAGUGAACUGGGCUUCUUUGGAACCUAUGUCAGCCAUGGCAAAGACAUGCUGAUGAAUGAUUGUGUGGGCUAUCUUAUGAGGACCAAGAGUACAGAAUACUCCGACGGUGGUGUAGCUUCUGGAGCAGCAGUCCUGGACAGCGUGCUCCUCUUCUGAGUACCUGGACUUGGCACAAUUCUCUGCCAUUAGUUAACGAUGUGCUCUCUCUCGUAAUGUUUCCCCGGUCUUCCAGUCUACAUCUACCUAAUUGAGGCUCUGGUGAUGACAAUGCACAUGGAUACAAGAUGCUACAACUGUUUUCAAUGGAUUGAUCUUCUGUUUCCGACCAUGUCUGUCCUUGACCUUCCUGCCCCGUUGUUGUCCCAGGAAUCCUUUCUGCCCCUGACAGUGAAUUCUGCCUUAAGUCUGGUUCACACAGCAAGUUUUAAAACAAAUUGGUGGACUUUCAAACUCCGAGAGACCCCACACUUGAUGAGAACCAAUUACGGGUAUAACAGUUUUGAAUGUACCGUGUGUGGUGUGCAACCCUAGUGAGGAUAAGCAGUUGGCAGAAAAUGGAUAGAUGAAUUGAUAGAUUAUAAACUUGCCAUUCCACACCUAAAUUGUAACUCAAAUUGGGACGAUAAUGAACACUUGUUCUACCAUUGAAUCAAUUUUAUUAUUAAGUUUUGCAUGACUUAAAAUAAAAAAAACUAAUAAUUGUU